AUGUUUACUGUUGUUCUCAGUGUUGUUUUACUCACCUUGCCAAAUGGUUUUCUAUCAUGUAACAAUAGAAGGAAUGAUAUAAAUCUUGUGGAACUCUUGCAUAAUAAGUUUAUAAAUGACUCCGGGAUAGACAACUUGUACGAGUACACAAAUUCUACCUGGGUGCAAUCCCUGACAGGGCUCUACAAUGAGAGUAAAGUAUCGAGUUGUUGGACAGAAGUACGUCGUAGUCUAAAUAAUAAAGAUCUAUCAGUUAAUGUAGAUCCAGAAGUUUAUAUGAACGUGAGUGAACUAAUCACCAGUAAAGAAUAUCCAUGUGAAGACCACUACGUCACAACGUUUGAUGGAUAUAUUUUGUCACUACAAAGAAUACCUUUUGGAAAUGUGCAAAAUAAAACUACAGGUGGGAGACCUGUGGUGUUUCUACAACAUGGUCUGCUUGGUGACGGCACCAACUGGGUUACUAAUUUAGUAAAUCAGAGCUUUGCGUUUAUCCUGGCGGAUGCUGGAUAUGAUGUAUGGAUUGGAAAUCUCAGAGGGACUACUUACAGUAAAAAACAUGUGAAUUUGUCACCAAAGCGGAGACAAUUUUGGAAAUGGAGUUGGGAUGAAAUGGCCAAAUAUGAUGUACCAGCGAUGAUAAACUACGCCCUAAAAAUCAGUCGUCAGAGUCAGCUAUAUUACAUCGGACACUCUCAAGGGACGACCGUUGGAUUUGCGUCAUUUUCAAGUAACGCUGACAUUGCUAAGAAAGUGAAGCUGUUUAUUGCGUUUGGUCCAGUAACAACCACCGAACACAUCUCAAGUCCAAUCCGGAUAUUUUCUGAUAGUUAUCUCUAUAAACCUAUUGAAGAUGUGUUGAAAUUGCUAAACUUGCAUGAGUUUUUACCAACUGGUGAAUUUUUUGACUUCCUUGCACGGGUGUGUGCAUAUGAAAAACUUGGCAUCUUGUGUGAAAGCGUACUAUUCAUGCUUGAAGGUUAUGACUGUCAUCGUAUGAACACAUCCCGAAUACCGAUAUAUCUGGGACACACACCAGCUGGAACAUCAUUACAAAACAUAGUACACUGGAUGCAGAUGAUACAGUCUGGUAAAUUUCAAAUGUACAACUAUGGAUUAAUAGAAAACCUUGUACACUACAAACAGAUACGACCACCUGUAUAUGACGUGGGUGCCAUGGAAACGCCUGUAGCUUUAUACUGGGGAGAAUGGGACAUGCUAGCAGAUCCAUUAGAUGUUGAACUACUUAUACCAAAACUUAAGAAUAUUGUUGUUAAACGUAAAUUGGAAAGAUUUGAUCAUUUUGACUUUGUUUGGGCAAUGGAUGCAAUAUACGUGCUGUAUAAUGAUGUCAUCAAACUUAUGCAACAAUAUUAA
Messenger RNA from Saccoglossus kowalevskii, 1377 nucleotides. RefSeq names its product gastric triacylglycerol lipase-like. Lineage: Eukaryota; Metazoa; Hemichordata; Enteropneusta; Harrimaniidae. Gene Ontology annotation, biological process: lipid metabolic process. Gene Ontology annotation, molecular function: hydrolase activity, acting on ester bonds. The record is from RefSeq and is a predicted model, not a curated record.